GUCGUUUUAGGCUGGCGGGUCCCCUUCGUGCCCUGUGGGCCGGGGCGAGAGGAAGGAGGAAUGCUGCUUCACCUGGUAGCCGAGUUUGAUCUGCAGAGGGAUGUGGUCCCCUGGCUGGCGGCUAGGGGCUGGGCCGCCGCUCUAGACACUUCUGAGAAUUCAUCAGCACUCUACAUUGUAAAUGUUGAAAGAAAUGGAAAAAUUAUUUAUACCUGGAAGGGAAAUCAGAGAAAUACGCACAUCGGAUUGUACGAUCCUCAAACUAAACAAAAUGAGCACCUCUAUAUGUUUGAGAGGGAUCUCCGCAUCAUCAGUUGUUCUGUCAACAAUGAAAGGACAUUAUUGGCGGUCAGCUUCCGUCAAUAUACUGAGGAAGAAAGAGUAAGUCAGCUGUUACAGUCAGUAUCCAAGUAUUUAGCCUUGCUAAUUGAAAUUCAUCCCAUUAAUAAUGUGAGAGUCCUAAAGGCUGUGGAUAGCUGUGUUCAAGUACAGUUUCUUUACCCAGUUGAAGGCAGAAAUGCUCCUACAGAAAGUCGCCUCUUGCUAGUUUCAGAAGAUAAAUAUAUUGAGCAAUUUGAGAUUCGUGUAGUUGCAGAAGAAGAACACAGAGUGGUGAUUCAAAACUCAGGUCAGCUUCCAAGAGCCAGAGUUGCAGAUGAUCUCAUUUGGGCACAAUGGGAUAUGAUGGAGCAAAGGCUCUUCUACGUGGUUCCAAAGGAAUCAAAGAGUACUUUAAAAUGUGUCCAGUUUUAUCCUGAUGAAAACUUUAACUCAAUACUGGAAUCGCACCUGGAUAUAUCUGUAAAUGAUACACGAUUAAAGCUUGUGAAUUUUGGAUAUGAUUACUGUGAAGAUCAAGAUGUUGCAUCUAAAUCUUUGAAUCUUCAGGUUUUUACAAGUAAAGCAGGAGGCUUGUGUGUGUGUUGCAGCCUGGCCUCUGAUACUCCAGAUGAAAUAACAUACUCCAUAUACUUCUUGCAUAAAGGUUACAACAAAACUUUUACAGUUUCUCUAGAAAGAACAGAGUCUCAUCAAUUGAAGGAAGUGGCUUUUAUAAAUCUUGACUAUUAUGUGGCUGCUUAUUUGCCUGGCCAGUUUCUGCACCUCCUGAAUAUUCAGCAUCCCGACCUGCUGUGCUAUAGUUUAUUUCUGACAGGUGAGGAUGCAAGAAUUGACAUGUUGCAGAACUACUCCAUCCGAUCCCCACUCAUUUCAACAGUCUUGGAUUGCCACAUAGGAAGUAUGUAUGCUGUGAGCAUUAGUGAGGGCGCCUUGCUAAACCUCCUACAGAACAGCAAACGAGACAGCGAGAGAUUGGCAGCUCUACAUUGUGCCCUGUUAUACUUCCAACACACGGAAGACUUGGAAAUGCAGAUUAUUUGGUGGAUUUCUGAGAACCUGUCAACAUGUCAUUCUUUUGACCCCAUUCAAGAAUUUAUCAUCGCCUCACUGUACUGCAGAAUGUGUCCAGAAACUCACAACCUGGAUAAACUUUUGCCCUACACAUCACUGCUUGACUGGAUUGGGGUUAUCCCUGGAGUAAAAUGUGCAACAGACAUUAUUCCUCUACCUGUGUUAGAGUUCCAAAACUCCAAAGACUUCUGGAAGAAACUCAACUCAAACUUGGAGAGUGUGAAGUAUGCAGAACCACACUUGCAUUACCACAACAAUGUGCUCAGGAGGGAAUGGCGCAACCUUUCAGAAGAGGGAGAGGAGAGACCCACCACGGCCUAUUUGAGGAACAUUUUUGAAAACGCCAGAAAGGUGCUUUCUCAUCUGAACACUUGGGAUUCUGAGGAAAGGCUAGUACCUCUCUUUCAAGAGGAAGAUUAUCAGCAGCAAUUACUAAUGGGACUGAUGGUUGCGCAGCUAAAGGAUCACCUUAUGAGACAUCUGCAGUAUGUAGGAAAAAAGAAGAUUGACCAAAUAGUUUUGGAUUACGUCGCAAACCUGCUGAAUCUGGUGCAUCAAAUAAUGAAAGAAGUUUGGAGAAGACACCAUCUUCAUUCCUGCAUCUUCUGCUUCAAUGAGAGAGGAAGUGCGGGAGAGUUUGCGGUGUUCCACAUCAUGAGUCGUAUUCUGGAAGCUGCAAAUGGCAUGUGCCUGCCUUUACCUCCUGGUUUUCACACGCUGCACUUGGGGCUUGGUGUUCGAUGUCUUCCUCUGCACACCCUCCUGCACUACAUUGAUAAUGGAGUGUUGCAUUUGACAGAAACCUGUGUCAGGAAAUUGCUGAAAGAUCUGGAUGACACUGAGAAGAACGAAAAGCUGAAGUUCAGUAUUGUCAUGAGGCUUCCUGAGGCUCUUGGUCAGAAAGUCCGACAGGUUUGGAAUCAUCCGAUCAAUGCUAACUUAAUGGCACGGAAGUAUGUGAAGCUCUUGCUCGAGAAGCUGGAGAACAGGCAGUGUAUCAGGUUUGUCCCCGAGAGACUCUCGGUCCCUGUAGAGUUUUUGCCACUUAACUACCUGACCAGCAUGUUGGCAGAGAUAGAGAAUCAAGGUGUGCAGCCACAUGAGAAACAAGACCACGUCAAUGUAAGAUUUGUGGAGGAAACAGCACUCAAACACACCAUGACACUUUUGGGUCUCAAAUAUUCCUGAAGCCACCCCUAUUGAAGGCUGCCCAGCUGUGGUUCUCAUCAGAAGUACUCGCACAGAAGCAAGUGUGCAAUCAGUUUUUUCUUUGAAACUUAAAUGUCACGUUGUUUCCCAGGUCACCUGCAGCUUUGGGUAGCCACCGUUAUGGACGUAAGCUACUCAAAGCAGUGUUUGGUCCAGUGUGUUAAUGGUGCAAUUACUUACUUUGAGAUACACCUUACAGAAAUGCAUCUGACACAAGCCUAGGUUUGAAAUAUGUCAGUGACUUCGUUUUGAAAUGGUCAGUCAGUGGAACUACGGCGGGUAUCAAAACAUGCUGUGAAAAUUGAUAUCAGUGUCAGUUAUCUUAACCAGCUAGACAGUCCUGUGAAAGGUAGUCCAAUUGUCUUGUACUGUAACAAGAGGCCAGUAACUGUUUACUCAUUUAGAUGAAUAAAAUUAUUUCUUGGUGUGAUUGUAUGAAGCAGGUAAGAAUAACAAAUGAUGAAUCAGUUCUUGUAUAUAACGCAUCAGUAAUGACGUGUUCAGCCCUCAUGGUGGCUGUGUGUUACCUUACGGUACUGCUGUCUUUGGAGUUGGCUUCUAAUAUAUUCAGUUUUAUAAUUAGCACAAAAUAUAAUUUCUUUAAAGAGCACGA
Molecule: messenger RNA, 3235 nt
Organism: Neopsephotus bourkii (Bourke's parrot)
Lineage: Eukaryota; Metazoa; Chordata; Aves; Psittaciformes; Psittacidae
Gene: GSAP
Product: gamma-secretase activating protein
Exons: 31
Coding region: 61-2601 (846 amino acids)
Biological process (GO): positive regulation of amyloid-beta formation
Cellular component (GO): trans-Golgi network
Source: RefSeq, a predicted model, not a curated record